AGAGUAUGGAGGCAGUGGUGUGUGUCUGUGUGUGUGAUGUCUGACUUGUUCGGUUCCAUGCGGCGGUGUAGAGAGGGCCAAGUGGGCCCAAAAGAGAAGUGGUGGUGACAGGCCUCGCGAAAAGGGCGGCUGGUGUACCAAGAUGUAUAUAUAAAGACUUGCAGCAGCGUUGGGUUUUCGCCGGUCGAGCUCCUUCGUAAUUUUGUUCAAGCGUUGAAAUGGACUUUACACAACAAGAAAGACCCAUAGAAUUGGUGUGGAUUGCUUAGCCACUGAGCUACUGCCGCAGAUUUCGGCUGACAGGUGUAUUUCUUCCAAUGCAACACAGCACUUGCGGCCAGACUUUGUCAUUUGCCAUGGACACUCCAGCACCUGGUGGCAUUCCCGCGAGUGAUGGAGCACCCGAGCUGUGCAGGAACUUUGUCUACCGGGGCCGUUGUGGCUAUGCCUCUUGCUGCUUUUUGCACGACGAGUCUGCGAGGCAGCAAGCCAGGGGGACACCAAUGCAGCUUCCAAGCAAGUCGUUGAGAAGUAGUGGCGUUUCGGAUGAGACGGAGAACGCAGAGGCGCGUGAGGUCUUCACAGCACCACAAAGACGCCCCGCCAGCAUUCGCUACUUGUUCGAGGGGCAGUCGGUGCACAGCAACCCGUAUUUGAAGGAGUUUGCUGGAGCACCCUGGUUGGCACGGCUUCUGGAAGCGCCAGAAUGUGCCCGACUCUUCAAUGUUCAAGGAAAGCGCCUGAGGAAGGAACUCACUGAGGCCUUUGGCUUGCUGCACGCUUGCAAUAGAGCACUCAAGAAGUUGGCUGCUGGACAGACAGUCGCCAGUCAAGGAGGAAAAGGUGUCACGAUCGUCGACCUUUGUUGCGGCAAGGGAUUUGGUAGCCUGGUCCUUGCUUGCUCUUUUCCAAGCGCAGAAGUUCUAGCGGUCGACCGCAAUGCACACAUGGACCUUUCUCAUUUCAAAGCCUGCCCAAACUUGCGGUUUCAACACCUCAACAUGGAGUCUUCCAGCCUCGCCGCUGAUUUGGCAGCAUGGCUUAGCACGUUAAUGCACCUCUAAAUUUCCUUGUCCAUCAGAUAAAACUAGACCAUAAGAACAGCAUGCUUUUUACUAGUCCUGCAGAACUUCACACAUUCCUGUUUGAAUAGCUCAAUACUCUAUCCAUUGCACAGCUAUUCAUUAUUAAUGGUUUGGUUCAAUAUGGCUUAAUGUCGGCUUGUUUUUUUUUGUCAUGGUCUCAUGAGUCUCAUGCCCAGGUCAGCAAUUAGUACCGUCCUACUUAGGAAAGCAUUCUGGGCGCCAAAAAGUCUGCGCUGGUCCUGCUUGUUGGCGUUCACCUUUGCGGAAUGCUGUCUGUGCAUGCUGCACGCCUCUUCAAGGAGGUGGUUCCGCCGGCCGCUUUGGUACUGGCGCCAUGCUGUUUGGACAAGCGUCUUCCAGGCGUGAAGCUUCGUGCAAAGCGCCUUCAAAUUGAUCCGUUCACCUACUGGUGCCUCAAACUGCUGAUAGAGGAGCUUCCAGAUUGCCGGCGAGAGCUGCUUCAAGAUGAUGAUGUUUUGUCAGAACGAAAUUCCUUCAUUCUGGGCGUCAAGGCAGAACAAGCUCAGACAGCUGUCACCUAAUCUCAAUUCUUACAGUGUGCUGGGUGGCUGCAAUGGCGAAGAAGUGCAUGGCGAAGAUUACUGAUCGGAGACUCCAUCCUGAUGCUGUGGCCUGUGCCGGACAGCACUUUUGAAGAUCGUCAAGGCUGCAUCUUCGUACCUCUUGCAGAGACAGGACCAUGAAAACUGCCGAACGGCUCCGCUGAAAAACCUGCAAAGUGACAGGGUCACCAGACAAGGGUAUGGCGGCUUGCAGAGCCAGAAUGCCAGAGGUAUGGACAAGUGAAGAGUGUACAGAAUUUGACGGGAUGCCAGAGUUCGACAUGCUAGAUAUGCUUGCCUUCAAUGGAGCUGUGCAGGGGUGAC
Messenger RNA from Durusdinium trenchii, 1972 nucleotides. NCBI's taxonomy places the organism in Eukaryota, Dinophyceae, Suessiales, Symbiodiniaceae. The record is from the annotation of a GenBank genome assembly.